AUGCUAAUUGAUUCAGGUAGCCAGGGCUCAUCUAUUUGGGAGCACUGUGUAAAUUUACUGCAGCUAAAGCGCACUAGUGCAAACAUAAGUGUAAAUGACCUGAGCUCGCAAAACAUUGGAAAGGUUUCAGGUUCAGUUCAAUUACAAGUAACGUCUCCAUUUUAUAAAAACGCAAGCAUUUCGGUUAAUGCAUUAAUUGUACCCAAGAUCACGUGUGACCAUCCUCAAUAUCAAGUUGAUAGAUCUGUUUUGACAUCUUUCAAACAUUUGUGGUUGGCAGAUACAAAUUGUUUCCAGCCUGGCCCAAUAGAUAUUCUUUUAGGCGCAGAUGUAUUUGGCGAGAUAAUGCUUCAUGGACGUUUAACUGUUCCGGGUCAUUCGUUAACAGCCUUGGAAUCAGUAUUCGGCUGGGUCAUUAUCGGAAAGACUAAAAGUGUACCACAAACAAUUGUAUCUAAUCAUGCUAGUUGUACCAAUUUCCAGCUCCAGCUUGAAAAAUUUUGGAAAUUGGAAGAAAUUUCAGAGAUAAAGCAUUACACAGAAGAGGAGAUUGAGUGUGAAAAUCAUUUCAAGCGGAAUUUUUCUCGUGAUUCAACAAGUAGAUUUGUUGUUAAGUUUCCAUUUCGUAGAUCGGGAAAUGAACUUGGGUCAUCAAGGAAUGUUGCUGUACAUCGUUUACAAAGCAUUGAGCGUCAAUAUAAUAAGAAUAAAUCUCUUUCCAGUCAAUAUCACAAAUUUAUGAAGAACUAUCAACAACUUGGUCAUAUGGAAUUGAUUCCUGAAAAUGAAAUUGAUGUUCCAGCUAAUUCUAGUUUCUACCUUCCACACCAUUCAGUUCCGGAUAAAAAUGGUGAUAAAUUUCGAGUCGUAUUUGAUGGUUCUGCAAAAUCUUCUAGCGGUAUUUCUCUUAAUGAGAAAUUGAUGGUUGGUCCACAGUUGCAGACUGAUCUGACAACAUUAAUUAUUCACAGAAUAGAAUCAGAAUUCGCAGAAUAG
Messenger RNA from Stegodyphus dumicola, 996 nucleotides. RefSeq lists its product as uncharacterized. The record is from RefSeq and is a predicted model, not a curated record. NCBI's taxonomy places the organism in Eukaryota, Metazoa, Arthropoda, Arachnida, Araneae, Eresidae.